Theobroma cacao (cacao) is the source of this 2787-nucleotide messenger RNA. Its product is annotated as Mitochondrial substrate carrier family protein. The record is from RefSeq and is a predicted model, not a curated record. NCBI's taxonomy places the organism in Eukaryota, Viridiplantae, Streptophyta, Magnoliopsida, Malvales, Malvaceae.
AUAAGCCCGGCUAAGACCCGCCUUAAACCCUAAUUUUCUCAGGAAACAAACAUUCCGCCCAAUCAAUUUUCUCGAGAAAAUGAUUCUCGGCAUUCACAAGUCUCUCCGUCUCCCUCGUAAUCAACCAAAUUCUUUGAGGGAUGUUGUAUUGUUAAUCAGCUUCUUGAGUAAUUUGAUAUUGGAGCGCCUUUUUUGCUCAAUUUACCUAUAAUAAAAAAUGGGACCAAUUAUCUUUUUCCCUUUAUGCGAGAUAAUGUUGUGAUAUCUGCUUUUUCGAGGAAUUCUUGAAAGAGUUUGAGAAAAUGCCUGCCUCUAAAAAUCCAUGUAGAAGUGAUCAACCUUCAAUCAAAUACAGGUGGAGAGCAGAUGAGGGGGCUUUCUUUGAGGUUGGUAAGCUUGUUCCUGAAGAAUAUGCCCCUUCUCUCCCUGAUAAAAAUAGGAAAAGUAGAACAAAAUCUGAAACCAAGGAACCCGAAAUACUGAGCACAGCUGAGCUCAUCUCGUCUUUAAACCAGAUAUGGAACUGUGCCAGCCGUCUUACUAUUUUUCAACAGCAGGCAAAUCUGGAUAGAAACCAUUUUGUUUCUCAGAAAGAGGAUAUAUUGGUCAAUCUGGGGAGGGAGGAAAAUGGCACAGGAUCUAUUUCAGCUGAUAGUAAGUACUUUUGUGUUGAUUUGGGGACAGCUAGCCAACUCCCACCUGCUAUGAAGCCAAACUUUAAGUUUGUCAAAAUAACCAAGAAGAUGUCCAUGUUUGAUUUUUGUAACAAAAAUCCUAAGUGUUCAUUUUACCAGGGGCUUCUGUGCUGUGGUACUGACUUGUCUAAUAAGUCUUGGAAAGCAAAGGGGCUUUCAGCUGUUGGAUUCUCAUAUGAAUUUGGAAAUGUAUACAAAUGGAUGAGGGAGAUGAUUCCUGGUGGACUUAAGUAUUAUGUAAAUGUCCAGACUGAGAACAAGAAAUUGGGUAAAUAUUGCGAUGUGGGUGGUACAAGUAGUGAUUCAGGAGGCUGCAUUUCAGCAGAUAGAACUAAUCCGACAGAUAACUUGCCCACUGAAAAUGCUGAACCUUAUUCUCAUUGUAUCAAAUCUAUAGAUUCAUCCAUAUUGCAUGAUGCGAAAUUGGUUAUGGAUACAAGAAGAACCACCUCUCUGCGCUCAGAUUAUUUCCUCACUUCUGUUCAAGAAACCAAGGCAAAUUGUAGUGUUUCAAGGACACCGGAUUCUAAUCUUUGUGCAGAUUAUCAUAUAAAUGUUUUAGCUUCCUGUAGUAGUACAUACAAAGAGUGCCAACAUCUUAGUGAUGGUAAUGAGUGCCUUAAAAAUGAAAGAAAACAACCUGAACCGUUUUCCACUGAGGAUGACAGUAGAAUGGAAAGUCACUCAACAGCAAGUGAAAAACCCCAAUUUGCUCUUGCUAAGCAAGAGCAUGCUUUUGCAGGGGCUUUUGCUGGAAUAUUUGUCAGUCUUUGUCUACAUCCUGUUGAUACAGUUAAGACGGUCAUUCAAUCUUGUCGUGCAGAGCAGAAGUCAAUCUGUUUUAUUGGAAGAUCAAUAAUUUCUGAAAGAGGUUUAACUGGACUAUAUCGCGGCAUUGCUAGCAAUAUUGCAUCUUCAGCUCCAAUAUCUGCCCUUUAUACUUUCUCUUAUGAAUCAGUUAAAGGGGCUUUGCUUCCUCUUUUUCCUAAGGAGUAUCAUUCUUUAGCUCAUUGCAUGGCUGGCGGUUGUGCAAGCAUUGCUACUUCUUUUAUUUUUACCCCUAGUGAGCGUGUAAAGCAGCAGAUGCAAGUUGGUGUGCACUAUCAAAACUGCUGGAAUGCCUUGGUUGGAAUUGUGAAGAAGGGGGGUUUGCCUUCACUCUACACUGGGUGGGGGGCUGUACUCUGCAGGAAUGUUCCACACUCAAUCAUCAAGUUCUACACAUAUGAAAGCUUGAAGCAAGUCAUGUUGACAUCAUUGCAGUCCUCUGCUCAACCAAACACUCUGCAGACACUAGUUUGUGGUGGGCUAGCUGGUUCAACUGCUGCUUUGUUCACAACUCCCUUUGAUGUGGUGAAGACAAGAUUACAGACACAGAUACCUGGAUCUUCGAGCCAAUACAAUAGUGUGUAUCAUGCCCUUCAAGAUAUAAGGGCACAAGAAGGUUUGAAAGGGCUCUAUAGGGGAUUGAUUCCUAGGUUGGUUAUGUAUGUGUCUCAAGGGGCACUCUUCUUUGCAUCAUAUGAGUUUUUCAAGCAGUUAUUCUCUUUGGAGGUGCCGCAGUUUAUAAUUCAGAAACAGCACAUGGAAAACCAAGAUAAUUCUCCAUCACAAUUACCAUCGCCAUUACCAUCAGCAUCAACACCAAUGCCGAGAACAUCACCAUCAGCAUCAGGGUUGCACGGUUUUCAUUCCUAAUUAUCAUGGAGGCAUUGUUAACAAGCUGAUGAUGACACAAGCAUAAGAGCAUGUGGAAAAGUGUUUUGGCUAAUACAAGAGACCUUUUUGAGGUGAUGCAAAAACUAAUUGACUUAAGGCAAAGCCUGAAAAAUAAACUGACAAAGAUUGUCAUCUUGCCAUACAGGUUAAGAUUCUUUGUGCUAAUAGAAGAUGUUGGAAAAUACAAUGUAUCAGGAAUGGCUGGUGCAAGCAGGCCAGUUAUUACUGCCAUGUUUUGAGACAGUAAUGAGCGUCACUGCUGGUGGAUGGCUAAUAUUUGUAUCAUUAAUGUUCCACAUCUUUGUAAUAUGAGGCAACAUAUAAUUUAUAAUCAUCAAUCAAACAAUUUAUUUGCUUUGGCGUUACAUAUUUA